AGAGCCCAGGAGUUGUUUACAGUCAGACCUCCAGACCUGCCUUCUCCUGCGGGGAGGUAUAUAGCACAGCUACACACCUGCCUCCUCCUGCGGAGUGGUAUAUAGCACAGCUACACACCUGCCUCCUCCUGCGGAGUGGUAUAUAGCACAGCUACACACCUGCCUCCUCCUGCGGGGUGGUAUAUAGCCACAGCUACACACCUGCCUCCUGUGGGGGUGGUAUAUAGUCACAGCUACACACCUGCCUCCUCCUGUGGGGUGGUAUAUAGCCACAGCUACACACCUGCCUCCUCCUGCUGGGUGGUAUAGCUACAAAUACACACCUGCCUCCUCCUGUGGGGUGGUAUAUAGCCACAGCUACACACCUGCCUCCUCCUGCUGGGUGGUAUAGCCAAAGCCACACACCUGCCGCCAUCACACCACGUAUUGAGAGGUCGUGGACGAAGCAACCCCUUGACUAGCAACACAUGCAGGUCAUGGGUGAAGCACCUGCCCAACAGGCAACAAGCACAGGUCAGGGAUAAAUUACCCUUCUGACAAGAAGGAAGUUGUCGGGAAUCAAACACCCUUCUGACUGGCAACAAGGAAGUUGUCGGGAAUCAAACACCCUUCUGACUGGCAACAAGGAAGUUGUCGGGAAUCAAACACCCUUCUGACUGGCAACAAGGAAGUUGAGCAGCAUUAGAAGCUGGCAAGCUAAAGCCAACACCACAUUUGAUUUUGAAGUGUUUGGCCAUGGAAAGGAGGUCACAGCCACGGCCCUACUCGCCCACACACUAUCAUCACUGUAAAAGAAGAGGAAGAGGAGGAAGAAGCGGCGGCCAAGAGUAUGGGACCGGUAAUUCUUAUCCAGCGUACCUUAAGGAUUAUCUAGCAUUUGUUGAAGAGAAACGAAGGCGAAUUCUUUCUUUGGUUGACGAUCCCUAUAACUGUGACUGGAGUGAAGACUGGGAAGCAAGUUGGCAGCCUCGUUUAGAAAGUUGGUUUGGUGGUAGCCGGGACACUGGAAGACAAGAGUGCUUCUCACUGCUGCCUAGUGAUACGACGGCUCUUCACACGCCCUCUCUACCUAGUGACUUUCUGUCCUCAAGCACCUCAUCACAUGCAAGAAACGAGGGGAGUAGAGUUUCGCAUAGUCAUCAUGAAGAUGCAGUGUACACACAAGAAAAGAGGGAUGACAAAUAUAGUCUCCUUGACGAUGGAGCAUGGGGACAUGGGGUGAGGGGUGACAAAAAUUAUCACCAUGAAGGUGGAGUGUGGAGACAAGGAAAGAGUAAUGACACAUAUAGUCACAAUGAAGGUGGAGCAUGGAGACAAGGAAAGAGUAAUGACACAUAUAGUCACAAUGAAGGUGGAGCAUGGAGACAAGGAAAGAGUAAUGACACUCACAAUCACCAUGAAGCUACAGCGUGGAGACAUGGGAUAAGGGAUCACAAAAAUAUUCACCAUGGUGAUGGAGCACAGAAUCAAGGAAAGAGGGAUGAUGAAUACAGUCACCAUGAUGAUGCAGUGUGGCAUCAAGGGACAAGGGAAAAGGAUGAUGAUGAUGGAACAUGGAGACCAGGAAAGAGGGAUGAUGAAUAUAGCCACCAUGAGGAUGGUGCAUGGACACAAGGAGCGAGGGAUGAGGACUAUAAUAAACAUGAGGAUGAAGUGUGGAGGCAAGGGAUGAGUGGCGACAAAUACACCCAUAAUGAAGAGGAAAGAACAUGGACAAUCAAGAAUAACACACACACAAACAGUAUCAGGAAGGAGGAUAGAAAUGAUGACUUCAGACAUAGAGUUGCUUCCCCUCAACUUCCCCAAGUUGAGUCAAUAAGUAUAAAAGUCUGGGAAAACCUGCUCCACGGAGGGGAAGCAAGUCGUCACAUUGCCAAGCUACUCAAUUUGAAGAAAGAAAAUGGCCAUUUUGCCAACCUGCUCCGGGGAAAGGGAGCAAGUAGCCAUAUUGCCAAACUGUUGAGCGUAGAGGAAACGAGUGAUCACGUCGCCAAACAGGGAUUACAGAGCAAGAGACAGAGUAAUGAAGAUGAAGUUUUGAAAAAGUCUAUGGAAAUGAUAUCAAAAUAUCAUUUGCAUGACUCUGAGCAUGUGGAACCAGUUAAACUUGUUGCAGCUGAAAGAGUCACCUCUUGCACGUCAGGAAAUGCUGUGUCGUUUACAGAUUUGAUUUCUGUGGGACAAAGUUCAUCUGGAAUGGGAGAGAAAAUAUCAUUGACAGAUAUGAUUUCUGUGCAACUUGGUUCCUCUAAAUUGAAGGAGAAAAGAUCAUUGACAGAUAUGAUUUCUGUGCAUCUUGGUUCCUCUAAAUUGAAGGAGAAAAUAUCAUUGACAGAUUUGAUUUCUAUGGAACUUGGUUCACCUAAAACGAAAGAGAAAAUAUCAUUGACAGACUUGAUUUCUGUGGAACUUGGUUCAUCUGAAACGAGAGAGAAAACAUCAUUAACAGAUUAUAUUUGUGGUAUAUUCAAGUAAGAGAGAAAAUAGCAUUAAACCUUACACUUCCAAUUGCAUAUCUGCAAUUUCCUCCUGCUCACAACUUGCCAUAUGCGAUUGAUCUUCAUGGGUUUCAAUACUUUUGUUUCAUGGCCCAUUAUGAUAUAAGACUUUUAAAUAGCUUAGCAGUUUAAGGGCUAACAGAUUUUUCUUUGAUAUAAAGCUCAAUUGUAAUGGAGAGAGUGAUUUUGGCAGAACUCCCUGAAAUAUCUGGUACAGUACUGUACUGUACCUCAAUAAAGAUACAUUGCCAGGUACAGUAGUUAUUUGUUGGAGACUUGUAACCUUGUUCUUAACAAAAUGCUGUAUCAUUGCCCAGCCCCCACAGUUUAGAAGCUUCUACAUUCAUUUUACACCUCUCACUCGCUCAAGCCAGUUGGCAGAUGUGACCUCACUUUUAAACAAGACUUCUGUCAGGUGACGUACAGGGCUGCCUGUUAGGUGGCUUCCAGGGCUGCCUGUCAGGUGGCUUUUAAGGCUGCCUGUUAGUUAACCCUUCUGCUCUACAAGUCAUACAGGGAUGAUUUAUAGUACAGCGCAAGAUUUAAAAUUCUGUGCAUACACAGGAUUUUUAAAUAUGCUCCCUCAGACAUCCAGUAAACGGACGUCAACUUGGAAAAAAAAAUCCUGGGUGCAUGCUGCAGCAGCUGACAGCACUGCCAUGUGGCUUGUGCCCGCACCAUCAUUAAAAUAUGAAGAAAUAAAGGUCUGAGAUUAUUUUGCAAUGAUAGUGUCAUAGAAGAUGCUGACUGUGAUAAUGACUGUACAAAGUUCAGAUAUCAACAAACAGAAUGCUGGUUGUGAUGAUCAGAGCAUGAAGCAGACAUUCUCAGCACACAGCCACGGUCUCGACGCAUCAAGAAAUAUGACCACAUGUUCAUUUACAAAAUAAAAUUGUGGACAUUUAUUCACAUUCAUGAUUAAGUGUCAAAAAAUCUUGAUGAUAAUAGAAGUGUGUGUCUAGACUUAGCAAUGUGCGUAAUAUACUGUGAGGCAUUUUGCUGCAUCAGGUUGCAUCAUGUGGUGGCAUCACCCGCCGGUAGUGUGUGGUGCUGUCCUGUGCUGGGAUAUACUGUGAGGCAUUUUGCUGCAUCAGGUAGCAUCAUGUGGUGGCAUCGCCCGCCAGUAGUGUGUGGUGCUGUCCUGUGCUGGGAUAUCAUUACCACACCCACCACAACAUCGCCCGCCAGUAGUGUGUGGUGCUGUCCUGUGCUGGGAUAUCAUUACCACACCCACCACAACAUCGCCCGCCAGUAGUGUGUGGUGCUGUCCUGUGCUGGGAUAUCAUUACCACACCCACCACAACAUCGCCCGCCAGUAGUGUGUGGUGCUGUCCUGUGCUUGGAUAUCAUUACCACACCCACCACAACAUCGCCCGCCGGUAGUGUGUGGUGCUGUCCUGUGCUUGGAUAUCAUUACCACACCCACCACAACUGUUUUAUUGCUUUGUUAUGGUGUAUAAAAAUGUAAAUAAUUAUAUAUUAUGUGUGUAUUUAUGCAAGAACAGCAAAAACUGUAUGUGUGUUUAAUUGUUCAAAGAAUAUAAUAUGAUGCACAUAUUAAUGACAUGAAACUGUGUGUGUAUCUAUGAUCUACUGUAUAUAUUCUGUGAUAUAAAUAACAGUAUUGACAGUCCAAUUGUAUCAUUGCAUUUGAAAAAUAAUGGUAAAACACUAGAAAUACAUUAUGAAGAAAAUGUUAUAUAUUCAAUGCGUGGAGUUCAUUUUGCACACAACCUGCAGAGCUGAACUCUGACCCCAAGAUAUGAGAUAAUGACACACACCAGACUGGCUUAGUGGUUUGUAAUUAUGCAAGAAAAUGUAUAUAGUAUAGUUAUAUGUAAAGUGUGUAUAUAGUAUAAUAACACCAAAAAAUGUUUUAUUCUAAGCAAAUAAUAUAGUAUACAUCUUAGUGACACACACACACAUUUAAGUACAGUAUUCCGAUCUUCCACACAUUUUAUUAUAUACUUUUCUCAAAAGAUAAACUGUUGAAUAAUGUUACUGAAAAAAAAAUUGAAAACUAAUGAGACACAUUGAAUAAAUGUGCAAAAAUACCUUCGUUGGAACUCCCGCUUCAUGGCUGGCUCGAAGUGACCACCCUGCAGCCGACUUGGGCUGAACGGUAGUGAUGUUCUCCCUUCGUGCAGGUCAGCGUUCAGUCCCCGACCAUUCCAUCCCCACCCCCCACCCCACCCCGUUCCAUCCCAAACCCUUAUCCUAACCCCUUCCAAGUGUUAUAUAGUUGUAAUGGCUUGGUGCUUUCCCCUGAUAGUUCCCUUCUCGCCCCUGCGGCGAUACCUUGAUGAACUCUCGGGGGAAUCUUGAUGUCAUCUGGAGACUCCCAGGCUUCACCGUGGCCGAAGUCAGUCACAUACAAUUUACUUUAUUAUUUUUCCCAUGAUCAGUGAAUGCAUUUUAACACUAUUAGAAGGAAAAAAUUUGGGGAUUUUUUUUUUUUUUUUUUUUUUUUUUUUUUUUUUUUUUUUUUGCGCACCAGAAGGUUGUCGGCUAUUAACAGGUAAUCAGGCCAGAGGUUAAAUUUUGAGGCUGUUUGUAUGUUGACUUCCAAGGCUGCUCCCAAGUAAUCGAUUAAGAUUACUAAAAGCUUCAACAAAUAAGAAUUUUGUAAUAUAAGAGUUCUUUCAAUGAUGUGUUUCUUCUGAAAAGUGCUGACUUUGUUAGCUUAGCAUUACCAGUAGUAACCGGUAUUAUACUUGUACUGUAAUGUUUUAAUGAAAUAUAAAUUCCCUGCUUUCUUGA
Procambarus clarkii (red swamp crayfish) is the source of this 5258-nucleotide messenger RNA. NCBI's taxonomy places the organism in Eukaryota, Metazoa, Arthropoda, Malacostraca, Decapoda, Cambaridae. The record is from RefSeq and is a predicted model, not a curated record.